UGCAGUAAAUGUGACUGACAUUUGAAUCAGUCUCGUUUUGUUUUAUUUUAAAGUUAUUUAACUCAAAAAAUCAGCUCAAAAUCACUGCAAUGAAUAGAAGUGUAAUGGAUUUCGAUGACGAAAAUGUAAUCAGUCGUGUUGCACCAUGGAAAAAUAAAGAGGAAUUUGAUAUGGUGUACGAUUGGUUAUUUGGAUCAAAUAGUAAUGAUGAAAGCAAAAAAUUGGCAUUAUAUCGUAUUAAGUUAUGGAAAAUGCGUCGAGGCAAUUUAACACCGGCCAGUAUUUUAAGUACAUUGUCAAUAUUAAAUGUACAAUUGAAGGAUAAAUUGGAGCGUCGAUUUUCUGACGAUGAACUAAGAUCAAUGUAUUCAAAUGCAUUCACUCGAUUUAUAAAUUAUAUGUCAUCAAUAAUGCGUAGCAAUCGUGUACAAUCAAUGUAUUCAACGGCUCGUGAAUUGGGCAUCGAACCGUUUUUAGUUGAUUUACGGCAUUUAUGUGCACAUGGUCAGGUGCUGCCAUCAUUGGAUAUUUUACGUCGAACAACCGUAUACUGUAUGAAUUGGAUGCGUGAAUUUUAUUGGGAACGUGAACGAAAUUUCAUCACCGAUGCCAUGGUGCACGAUGUUCAUUUGAAGAGUUCAUUGGAAUUGAAAACAUCAAUUGGUGAUUGGUUCGAUUUGUAUGAUACGGCAACGGAAGCAUUGAUUCUUGGCUGUAAAAAUAUUGACGAUUUAACAAAUAUAUUGCCAGAUCAACGGCUUAAUCAUGCAUCGAUCGAACGAUUACAACAAUUUUCCGAACAAUUUCGUAAUAAUAAACUAACAUUCAUUGCAAAUAAAUCCAUAAAUAUGUUGGCAUUGCUAUCAAAUAGUAAUGAAAGGGAUCGUGGCGAUGCCGAAAUCUACUGUGAUGUUUUAUUUGAAUGUCAGUAUUUUAUGAAACGUUCGGCUGAACAUUAUAAAACGUCAAACAAAGAUGAAAAAUCCAAAUUUAUCGGAAUUCAUCAAAAUCUAUUUCGUAUGCUUGCCAUUUGUGAUUUUAUCAACACCCUUUUUAUGCGAAUGCUCAACAUUUGUGAAGAUGAAUUGGAGGAUGAAUAUUUAAAAAAGGCCGCCAGUUUUUGGACCAACGAAAUUGCAACCGGAUUUUUAGUUUUCAAAGAAUUUAAAAUGCUGUAUAAAAUGAAACGGGAAAAGAAUUCCAAAUUUGAUGUGGAUAUGGCACCAAUUAACACAGACAUUAUGACCGAUGACAUUAAAAAGAUCUACAAAGAGCUCGGUGUUAAUUAUCGUGGCACACUAAUCUUUGGCGAUACAGUUCGGCGCCCAUGGUCGCUUCAAUUUGACUGUGACUUCCUCAUCGAACGUUCCACAAACAUCAAUGAAUAUACGGUCGAUAUUGUUAAAAAGUGUGUUCAACUUAUUGAGCCGGCUUUAAAUAAAACUCAAACCAAAUAUAUUGAACGAUUGCUUGCCAUCUAUUUGGAUGAAGAUACCUCAAUGAUCGAUCAAACAAUUCAAGAUGAUAAAAUCCAUACAUUAGAAGACUACACGCCAAAUAAUGUAAUUCAAACGACUGAAGCGCCAAAUGCGGAAGCAUCGAUUUGGAGACAAACACCAGACGGUCUCAACUGGAAAUCGUGUCCCAUUGGCAGCUUCCCAUAGCAAUAAUCAUUUUAUAUAUAAACACAUUGAAUUCAGUUAUUCAAUGAUGGCCUCAGCACAUACAGAUAAACUUGGAUUUGAAGUAUCCUUCAGAGAUAACAGUCGCAUAUAGAUUCACAUAAAAACGUCAUUGUUUCAUUUGACCGAAUGAAAAAUUAUAUGAACAAUUAUGUCUAGAUGAUAUGCUUCAUUAAAUGAACUUGAAACAAAAAACUCGAUUUCAAUGAUCGAACUUUGUAACCUUUUUUUACUGUAAAUUUAGGAUGUAUUUUUAUACGACU
Messenger RNA from Contarinia nasturtii (swede midge), 1945 nucleotides. RefSeq lists its product as uncharacterized. Bases 90 to 1664 code for a protein of 524 amino acids. Lineage: Eukaryota; Metazoa; Arthropoda; Insecta; Diptera; Cecidomyiidae. Gene Ontology annotation, cellular component: Las1 complex; preribosome, large subunit precursor. Gene Ontology annotation, biological process: maturation of LSU-rRNA; maturation of 5.8S rRNA. Gene Ontology annotation, molecular function: endonuclease activity. The transcript is spliced from 6 exons. The record is from RefSeq and is a predicted model, not a curated record.